Molecule: messenger RNA, 829 nt
Organism: Bombina bombina (fire-bellied toad)
Lineage: Eukaryota; Metazoa; Chordata; Amphibia; Anura; Bombinatoridae
Product: microsomal glutathione S-transferase 2
Exons: 5
Coding region: 55-498 (147 amino acids)
Biological process (GO): leukotriene biosynthetic process
Cellular component (GO): nuclear envelope; endoplasmic reticulum; membrane
Molecular function (GO): glutathione transferase activity; leukotriene-C4 synthase activity; enzyme activator activity
Source: RefSeq, a predicted model, not a curated record
ACUAGAGCAGAUUACUUCUCUUCCAUAUACACAGUCACACAAUCUCCGGUUGACAUGGCUGAUGACAUUGUUUUAGUUGCUGCUGUCUCCCUUCUCUCUGCUUGUCAGAAUGGAUAUUAUGCCCGGCUGGUGGGAAGGUCCAGAAUGAAACAUAAAAUAAUGCCCCCUGCUAUCAGUGGGCAUCCAGAAUUUGAAAGAACAUUCCGUGCACAGCAGAACUGUGUAGAGUUCUAUCCAAUAUUUCUGGUUGUGUUGUGGACUGCCGGGUUAUUCUUUAAUCAAGAAGCUGCAGCAGUUUUUGGAUCACUAUAUAUAUUUGCAAGACACUUUUACUUUAAAGGCUACGUGGACUCUGCCAAGGGCAGGAUCCCUGGAUUUUAUCUGAGUUUGCUGUCACUAUUCCUGUUACUUGUCUUGGCUGCCAUUGGGAUCUCAAACAGUUUGCUAAAAAAUUAUUUUGAUUUGAACAUUUUUAAGAAAAUUCGUCAUAUGUUCUAAUGUGGAAAAAAAGUUGUUUAUAAAAGUGUAUGAAUAAUUUUCACAUCUCUGUUUUAAAUGUCCUAUUAAAUUCCUUUUACAACUGCAAUUAAUUUAUUAAGUAAAAGUGAUGCACUGCUUUGUUUUGAUGUGCACAUGCAACACUAUCUACAACAGCUAUAAGAAAAAAAGAAGCUACUACAACGACACAGACGUUUGCAUUAUUUUACAACUGAGUCUUUAUAGAUUGGAGUUGGGGAUUUAGAGUCAUGUGAAACACAAACAUUUCAGAUGUCAGUAUCUAUAGCAUCUGUAUCUGUACUGUGCAUUAAUAAAAAUACAUCCAAACAAA